GCCCCAUGGGAUAACCACUGGCAGGGCUGUUUGUCCUGCUGCCAUGGGGACUCCCACUAGUUGUCAUUAAAAAGCAGCACUUGAGGCCUACUAUGUGACCUGUACCUUGGGGGAAGCCUGUGUCCUGCUGUGAUCUCAGUUCCUUCUGAGCAGAGAGAGCAAUACCAGCACCCAGCUGAAGAGAGAAGUUGCUGCAACAAGUCAAGUUUAAUUCAGUCAAGUGAUCUUUGUGAGAGCUUAAAGAUGGAUUCUCCCAAAGAACCUGCGCCUACAGGAGAGUUCAAGUGUCAGCUGUGUGGCUUAACAGCUCCAUACACAUACUACGGGCAGAAACCACCAAACACACACUCUGUUGUGAUUUUGGAAGACAGUUAUGUCAUGAAGGACCCUUUCACCCCUGACAAGGAAAAAUUCCUCAUCCUUGGGUCUCUGUGCAGUUUGUGUAGAAGAAGUGUGUGUGUUGGUGCAGAAUGUAGUCUGUUCUACACUAAAAGGUUCUGCCUCCCCUGUGUGAAUGAAAACCUACAGGCUUUUCCUUUGGAAAUACAAGAAGAUAUGGAUAAAAGGAAACCCCAGUCAAAGUCUAAGAAAAAAAUGGAUUCAAGAACAUAAAUACUGAAAGACCAAGAAAGAGAGACAGUUCUUUGGCUGAGCUUCCUCCUCUCUCCUUUUUAAGACUAUCAUGUUGCUCCUUUUGAAGUAGUGACCUUCAUUAGCUCACUGCUACAGAAAACAGCUACACGUUUCCCACUGGCUUGGCUUCAAGCAUCAUUGCGCAGCAAUUGCAGCACCAGCAGAAUGGCCUUAGGGUGCUGGAAAAGCAGAAAGAAUGUCAAAAAGGCCUGUUUGUUGACGUAUCAAAUGCAUGUAGUAAAAAACUGAGCAGUGUUAAAGCUUAGGAUCUAUGUCCAAAUUUCCCAUUUGCUAUUUUAAUGUGUUGUAUGGUUCUUGAUAAUCCUACAGUGUUAUGAAAAAUCUGAGAGAUGUAUCUGACUUAAUACAUCCAAGAAUGUAAUUGUUAACCUGUCAUUGUUAGCUUGGUAAGAUUACAGUGAAGAAGGAAGUCCAAAAUAAAACUGGUAGGACAAAACAUCAUAGAUAGCCACAGAAAUAUCUAAAUUCAAAAUUCCAAUAUCAACACUAUCACAGAAAGUACAUGCUUUUAUAAUGGCAACAUUUACAUUUUUUAAAAUAAUAAUUUUAAAAAGGAUACAAAUCUGCAGUCACUUUGCACUCAGUCUUCCAGUCCGUCUCUGCACAGUGAUAGAAGAGGUUACUUUGUCUAGUUUAUAGGAUUUCCUGGAAAUAGGGAAAUUCAGCUACUAAAGUCAAUUGUUUUCUGAAGCGGGCAAUUGAACAAUCAGGAUUUGAGAAACAUAGUUUUAGUAAAAAAAUAUAUAUAUAAAAAAUUGCUAGGAGAAAAAGCAAUUUCUUUAGUCUGUAUAUUGGCAUCAUGAAUGUCUGUGUUGACUUUGUCUUAAUUAUAAGCAAGAUUUAUAUGCUAAUAUAAUCAAUCAGUCACACAUCUUGAGGAUAUGUCCAGAGUGCUCCAUAAUCACCACAUUCAUGUUAUUUAUUCAUGCUUUUUUGGUCACUGGUUCAGAAGCAAUGUCUGAACCAGUCAGUAUCAAUGCCUCGGUUAACAUCUCUCCUUUUCUUUACUCUUUCAGCCUUAUCAUUUGUUUUAUACUUACACAAUCCUUUUAGGAGAAUUAGCCAUGUAUCUGUUAGAAGAAAUCAACAUAAUUUUAAUGGGUUAUUUUAUGUUGUUUAAGACUUUCUAGUGUCCUGGAAUCUUUCACUGUGUUUUUUACUGAACCUCAUGUAUUCGUUUCUGCUGUUGGAGACUGGAAUUUCUUGCAGUUACCAGAUGAGCAAUCAUGGAUAUAUUACAACCUUUUUCAAGCUUUAGUUGCACUUGAGUAUGAAAUGCGUAGACCUCUUUAAUUGCCUAAAAAAAAUACUUGUUAAAACUCAACAUUUCAGAUUCCUUUCUGCAGUAAUAAGAAGUUAGUCUUUCAAAUAAAGUGAUGUACAGCUUGCUUAAAA
Meleagris gallopavo (turkey) is the source of this 2049-nucleotide messenger RNA. The record is from RefSeq and is a predicted model, not a curated record. Lineage: Eukaryota; Metazoa; Chordata; Aves; Galliformes; Phasianidae.